AUGGCCACUGCACUUGGGCCGACGGCCACACCGGCCUCACCAAGUACACCAGUAGCCGGUCCGUCACAGUCGCCUACAAGCUCGGCAACGCCAAGACCGUUCGCUCCACCCGACCAGCAGCGGGCCUUGGCGACAACGGGUGCGCUCGAGACGCACACCGACGAGCUUCCACGAGUCGUUCCGACCGCCGCAGUCAUCGACACGAGCUCACAUGCCGACGUGCACGUCCUCCCCCGUCGGUUCCUGGGGCCGAUGCCGCAGAAUGUCGUCAACUCUGAAGGCACGCUGCGGCGCCGCCAACGCAUGCACGACGUGCGACGCAAGGCGAUGCGCAAGCUGCUGGGCACGACCGACGAGGACGAGCUGCUGGGGAUCGACGAGGGCGUCGACGAGCGCGGCGUACCCGGGCGCCGGCGCAAGGCGGUCCACCGCUUCCGUGUGCGAUACAGGAACUUGACCGACGACCUGCUGCGCGAGCAAGACGUUGACGUCAACGAGAGCGAUAGCCCGAGCGAUACAAGCAGCGAAGACGAGGAGCGCGGAGGGUUUUUGUGGGGGGGUGGGAAGCAGAAGAGUCCGAAGAAGGGCGACAAGAAGGACAAGAAGAAGAAGAAGAGGCUGCACAAGGACGUCUGGAUCGGCGGCAGCUUCGAUAUCGGUCGCGAGUUCAAGACGGUGGCGGGCCACGGCGCGCCAGACGCCGGCGUAACGCAUGAGACGGGGCCUGACGCAGAAGCACCGGAUAGGCCAACGAUCGAGGAGGCAGCGGACGACCCGGACGGCGCGGAGAAGAUGGCAGCGGCGCAGCUGGGCGACUCGGGCUCGAAGCUGCAGGUGGCAACAGCUGGUGGAUCCAGGCCGUCGUCGCCGGGACCGUCAACGCCUACGAAACCCGCGACGCUAUUCGGUCCGCCGCUGGCAGAAGCAUCCUCGUCACGGCGAGGAAGUCGAGGCAGCACGCUGCUAUCCCAGUCGCAGUCGACCUCGGUUCGCUCGGGCCAGUCAUCGGGCGUAGAGACGUUUGUCACUGCCCACUCGCAUACCGACAAUGCCGACGACGACGACGACGACGACGACACGUCGAGCUUCAUCGCCCACAUUCCGCCGCCUGUGCCUUCCGGCCCUCAGCCACAGCCGAGCCCGCCACAGGGGAGCCAUGGCGGAUUAAGAACGGCGUCCGAGGGGUCGUUACUACAAAACUACCCGUCGCAGGCGUCGAGCAGCCAGGCGCUCGUCGCUGGUUCUGGGACCCACCCUGAGCAUCACCGUCGGGCGAGCAAGAUCGCAGCGAGCUUGUCCGACGGUAGCAAGCGCUUGCGCUCGGCAAUCAGGAAGAGCGGCGGCGCGCCAGAGUCAGCGUCGACGUCCAGACCCAAGCUUGCGCACUCCAAGACGGUGCAAUUCCCCGCCGACCCAGCGACAAUCCUCCCACCCGGCGACGCCGUUGUGCGCCAAGGCAACAAGGCGCCGGCUGAUCCUGUUGCUGUGCUCACGCGCACGGCUCCGGAGGGUACCAGUGCCGACGCACAGCAGGAUCUGUUGAUCGACACGGACGACUUCAUGCCCGGCGGCAUCGUCAUGCGCGACCGAGUGCUCGUCAAGGUUGGGCGGCACCAGGCUGACCGCCUAGGAGCGUUCGAUGAGGCGCACCAGCGCCGCAAUCCAUGCUUCCGCUUGGAAGACAUGGAAGAGUAUGUCGUCGCCAUGACGAUGACCUCUGUCGACUUUUACCAGGACUGGCGCUUCCACUUCCAAGAGAAGCUGAAGGGCUACAAGCGUCUCGUCUACUCGGUGCCUCUGUCACGCCCUACAGUUCUAUCAGUCUUCAACCCACGCGACUUGACCCUCUGCCUCACUUGCGACUGGAAGACGAUUGUGCGCCAGACGGCCCGCAACAUUGACAGAAACACUCGCAAGUCGACAGGGGUUUGGGAGCGUAUCCGGCAUAGUGUGGCCGCCGACGUUGUCGGCAUGGAGCGGCACGGCUCAGCUGCGCUUAUUGUCAAGUUUGGCGAGAAGUCCCGCGCGCUCGACUGGCACUGGUACCUGAUGGGCCAGCUCGACUACCGACUUCCACCACAGAUUGACAUUCGAAUUCCAGCGCUGCUGACGUCUGUGCGCGUGCCGAUUCCCGAGGAGAACGCUACGAGCGCGAUCAAUCGCGAUACCAUUAUCAAGGGGGCAUGGGAGCUCAUCUUAUCGGACAACCAGGCGACGGACAUCCUCAAGCAGCUGAAAAAGGUGCCGAGGCCAGAGCUCGCAUGGAAAAACCAUGACGCGACGCUCGACUGGAUCGCGUACCCGACCUCAGUGACGGGCAAACGCCGCGAGUGGGCCGUGUUGGCAAGCUUUGCGGAGUGCGGUAAGCACUCGAAUCUCCAAGUCCGCGACGCGAGCCACCACGCCGUGACGGUCAAGCUGGAUGACGGGACCCAGAUCGCCGAGCCGCCUGGCCUGGAAGGGUAUCUCAUCCGACACGCCAGCGACGUCUCGCGCAAGGAGGCAGUGUACAUCUCGACCAACGACGGCGCGGCGUUCAUCUCGUCUCCUAAGCACGCCCACCCGCCGUUACACCCCAAGCGGGAGGGGUCGACACCAGCGGAUGUGUUCCCCGAGGUUUUGAAGACUUUCCUCGCGGGUGAGCACCGGCGCAUGGCCCAGUUCAUAGAGGGGUGUGCCGGAGCAAUCGACCUCAGAGAUAUCAAGUCGAUCGAGAUGGUGAACACUGCGAGCCAAGACGUGGCCGCCGCUUCACCCGAAUCCCCGGUGUCUCCCACGACCAACCUCGCCCUGCGACGGACGAGAACGGAGCACAUAGGCCGCAAGGUGGUGAAGAAGGCGGGAAAGAAGGCCGAGCGCGAGUUCAAGGUCACCCUCGAGGCCGGUGCUCAUAUUCGUUUCGAGGCUCACUCGCCUGCCGACGCCGAGGAGUGGGUUGAACGCCUCACCGCGCUUGUCGACUACUGGAAGCACCGGCACCGGGUCGAUGCCCGACAGCGUAUGGACGCAGUUCAGCGGUACGGCGGUGGCAAGCUGUCGUUCCAGAACGAAAUGGACUUUGACGCCGAGGCGUCGCUCGACGACGUGUGGAACUGGUGUGUCAUUGAGGGGUGCCGUGCGAUCACCAACUCGGGGAGAAUCUUCAUCAAGCAGUCGCAGUACAAGAAGUUCAAGUCGUUCUUCGUGUGCUUGACUUCGGGUUGUCUCGUGCUGUUCCGAAUGCGCGGGGGUGCGGGGUUGCGACCGAGGCAGCUGGUGUACCCGCUGUUCGGUGCCUAUGUUUAUUCCGGCCUCCUGGCGCAAGAGGAGCUCACCGACCUUCCCCGGGAAGCCGCGUUCAACCCUUCGACGCGGAUCUACGGGGACGGGCUGCAGACGACGGACGUGGUAGAGGACUGCAGCUUUGCAGUGCGGAUAACGUGGCCUUCAACGGGGCAUAAACACAAGGCGGCGACGCAGCCGUGGGACGAGUGUGCGGACGACGAGGCGGGAACGAGCAAGGGCAAGGCGAAGGGCAGCAGCUUCAUCCCGCCGGCACUCACCAACAAGCCGCCGACGCUGCUCAUCUUCCGCGCGCGGUGCAAGCUCGAGCGCGACCGCUGGGUGUGGGCGAUCAACGCCGAGAUGGAGCGGCAGGCGCGGUCGCACAUCCGUGAGGAGGAAGUGCUCCGCAACCACGGCAACCUGCCGAGACGGUCGACACUGCAGCAUGCCCUGUCGAGCCGGUCUGCGCGCAGCGGCCAGGGGAGCGUGAUAACAUAUUCAUGACAACGUAUUCAUAAUCUCAUAUUUGCAUUGUAGUAG
This is a messenger RNA of Vanrija pseudolonga, 3804 nucleotides long. RefSeq lists its product as uncharacterized. The record is from RefSeq and is a predicted model, not a curated record. Bases 1 to 3768 code for a protein of 1255 amino acids. NCBI's taxonomy places the organism in Eukaryota, Fungi, Basidiomycota, Tremellomycetes, Trichosporonales, Trichosporonaceae. Gene Ontology annotation, biological process: protein localization to prospore membrane. Gene Ontology annotation, cellular component: prospore membrane. The transcript is spliced from 5 exons.